Cornus florida is the source of this 1047-nucleotide messenger RNA. RefSeq lists its product as uncharacterized. NCBI's taxonomy places the organism in Eukaryota, Viridiplantae, Streptophyta, Magnoliopsida, Cornales, Cornaceae. The record is from RefSeq and is a predicted model, not a curated record. The transcript has a single exon. The coding region runs from base 1 to 1047 and encodes 348 amino acids.
AUGCUCAGCCGAGAAGAAGCAAUGGAGUUUGAUCGCCAUAAAGUUAUACCGUCGUGGCACAAAGAGUUUAUUGAGGAAAGAUCAUUCGAUCCGACUUAUUGGCCUUCCAUGGCAACGCUCAACUAUCGAAGCUCAGAAAGGAGAUCUGUAGAUCAGAGAGCAACCGCGAGGUUCCAGAGGGAAAAUGAAGCCCUCCGUUCAGCAGCUCGAACGGUUGAUUCGCCAUUCACCGCUGAAAUUCUAAAGGCUCCGAAUCCGAGGAAAUUUUCCAUUCCCGUUUUCAUUCUGUUCGAUGGGACGACCGAUCCGAUUGAUCAUGUAUAUCACAUCGAGUUGAAAAUGGCUCUGAAGACUGAGAAUUAUUCCUUGAUGUGCAAGUGCUUCCCUACAAGUCUAGCUGGACCAACGCUUAAUUGGUUAAAGAACCUGCCGAGGGGCUCAGUGGAUAGUUUCCGAAGCUUGUGUGACCGGUUCAUAAGCCAAUAUUAUGGAAAUAAACGUCCAGAAAAGGACAUUUCGAGCCUAUUCACAAUGAAGCAGCAUGAGGACGAGCGUCUCCAAGGUUUCCUUACCAGGUUUAACCUUACUAAGAACAUGGUUAUUGAAUGUCAUCCUUCUACGGCGGUUCAAGCGUUUAUAUUGGCCAUGACUCAUGGCAUUCCAUUCCACACAAGCUUGGUAGUGAAUACACCGAAGACUAUGGAUGAACUUAAUGAAAGAGCUGAUGGAUUUGUGCGCUUGGAAGAAGAAAAGGCAGCUAACGCUCGGAAGACAUCCAUCAUAUCAACUGAAGAGAAAACCAAAGCAAAAAUCAGACAAAAGCAGGUUCAGCCACAGCGUCAGACCUCGUGGAUAUCUGAGAAGAGGCCCAGGGAGGAAAAGCUGGUUACUCCAUUGAAAGUCACCUUAGCAAGGUUGUACCAAGAAAACAAAGAUAAGUUCCGAUCUCCUUCACCAAUCAGACAACCCCUCGAGCAGAGGGAUCAGUCUAAGCAUUGUGCAUUCCAUUCUGACUUUGGCCAUCAAACUAAUGAAUGCAGAACUUAA